This is a messenger RNA of Fusarium venenatum, 951 nucleotides long. RefSeq lists its product as uncharacterized. The record is from RefSeq and is a predicted model, not a curated record. Lineage: Eukaryota; Fungi; Ascomycota; Sordariomycetes; Hypocreales; Nectriaceae.
AUGACUCGGUCUACUUUCACAACAAUCACACCCUUGCCUUCAAACUUAACUCGCCAGCAAGUGGUCGACUUUCUACACGAUCAUUUAGCAAUGAUUGACUUGAAUCCUCUCAUCAUAGAACGCCACCAAAUCUCUCCUCCCUCACACGCCCCGGAUGAUGAGAAGAGAUGUGUAUGGUAUUCCAUGACGGAUCGCAUUGACUACCUCCCUGGUGGUAUCGCCUCCGGUCAGGUCACAUACACGGCUGCCUUCUUUGACUCUUCGGAUGGUCUCCAGACACACAGUUACGCUCCCAUGGGGCUUGAUCUCCGUGGCCGCUGGUCUGUGGGCGGAACUAUGCCCGGAGAGCGUCCGCAACCUGUUGAGCUUGGUCUUGGGGCACCGGCUUCGGGUCUUUAUCUCCGCGAAGAUGUUGACAUGCGCUGUAACAUGCUCAUGGUAUCCUUUGUUAAGAAGACUAUUAAGAAGUCUCAUGGAACUCUGGUCGAGAAGUUGUCGCAAAGAACUUCCCUCAAGUCUGCAAGACACUCUAUGCAAAACUUUGGGACCAACUCCCCGGGAGCUCUUCAAACACCCACCCCUCCAGCAUCUGAGCACUCAGGAGUACCGGCCAAGGGAGCCAAUGGCCAGUACGGGAUCGCCCCGGACCUGUCUUCCCACCCAGCCUACAUUAGUGACACACCCUCUUCCAAUAUGGGAGAUAUGCACCAGCAAAAUGGUGGUUCUAUAGCCUCUGGACAGCAGCAACCGUCGGGGUCAAGUCAGUCAAGACCUGGUCAGUAUGUGCCAGCUUAUCGUGGCGACGGCAGACCCGACCAUUAUGUCGAGUUUGCAGGUCAAAGUUCCUACAAUAAUUCAAACACGCCACUUGAUGAACGUGAAACCUUUGCGGAGCUAGACGAUGGCACCUAUAACCAUCCUGAGAGGAAAGGACCAGCGGAACUGGCCUAG